AUGGGACUUUGCUGUUCAAAUCAAAGAACUCAUACACCUGAAUUUUCACUUAAGCGGAAAACUUGUGUUAACAAAACCUAUAUCGAGAUCGUCCAAGGCGAUAUCGCUUAUGACAGCGUAGAUAUAAUUGUAAAUUCCACCAAUUGUUGGCUCACCAUGUGUGGCUCCGCUAGCAUUUUGCGACAUGGCGGAAUUAGCAUUCAGAGGGAGUGCAAUGAUCACCUCCACAAGAAGCUUUUAAAGGAGCGAAAAAGAACUGAUAUUCUGAGAAGAAAGAACUCUUCAAUCAGCUCUUUGAAAAGCCAUUCUAAUGACGUUUCACACAAAGGUCUGAAAAUAGGGGAUGUUAUCAGGACAAAUCCAGGACAUUUGUCAUGCCAACAUCUUUUUCAUGCUGUCGGGCCUAUUUAUGCUGAUGGCAAACAAGGGGAAACUGAUCUAUUACUGAAGACUAUUCACAAUAUCCUUACUAAAGCAGUAAAAAUGAACUCAAGGUCGAUUUCCUUGCCAGCCAUUUCCUGUGGGAUUUUUAAUUUUCCAAGAGAACAAUGUGCGGAAAUAAUGUUAAAAGCAAUUAUUGAACAUCUUGAAGAAACGACGUCGACUUUGCAGGUGAUCAGAGUAAUAAGCCAAGACACACCAACGGUAAAAAAUAUAUAGAUUUUAUAUUUUGAGAAAGAAUUUGACAAAAUCUUUAUGACUAAAGUAUAA
Blepharisma stoltei is the source of this 711-nucleotide messenger RNA. The record is from the annotation of a GenBank genome assembly. NCBI's taxonomy places the organism in Eukaryota, Ciliophora, Heterotrichea, Heterotrichida, Blepharismidae.